Messenger RNA from Varroa destructor (honeybee mite), 4958 nucleotides. RefSeq lists its product as uncharacterized. The record is from RefSeq and is a predicted model, not a curated record. Lineage: Eukaryota; Metazoa; Arthropoda; Arachnida; Mesostigmata; Varroidae. Gene Ontology annotation, molecular function: protein binding; calcium ion binding.
GAAGCCAUCCACUAAGUCAUACUGAAUAUCCAUUAGGCGUCUAAACAGUUUUAGCUUAAUCUUGCUUAGCCAGUAAAAAUGCAUAUAACAUUGUACUGCCAAGGGGAUUAUCUAUUCAAUAUACAGUUUAGCAGUGUUGCGGUGAUAGCGUUUGCGUUGCUGUUUUUCUUUUCAAUGCGAUUGGUACGAUGUCGUUUGAAUUACUUGCUAUAUGCAAGUAGGUAAUAGACUGGCCCUGUCAUCCAAGACAUCUACCCUGUCAUCGAGCUCGUCUCUUUCCGUAUAUAAUAGCUUACAAUAUCAUCGGGAGUAGCGGCCAACGAUCGUCGAUCUUUAUCUCUACAGGCGAUUUUUUGCUUUAUAGCAUUGUUAUUGAUCGCUCUAAUGUUUAGCCACCUCACUCUAUCACUCUUCAUACAGUUCGCAUGCUCUCCUAGCUCUUACGUAGAUCGAGUGGCAUCGAGGCGGCGAAAAAGAAGUCUAUUGGCGUUUGUCAAGAACCGUGGACACACGACCGUUGCCGACAUACAGCACGUUCCGCAAAACCAAGUAAUCCCGCAGCACGAAGAUAGCCAAACUGUCAGGCAUGGGAGCAGCACUAAGCUAGAAAUACGCACGCCAUCAUAACACGAAUGGUUUAUAACACGGAGAAGCAUCAUAACUGCCUCUACCUACCAUGAAAUAUGAAAGCACUGGGCCGCCGCGACACUGAUUCCGUUUACAGAGACAUUCGUUUGAUGGAUAAGGUUCGCGAGGCAGUCUCGGCGCGCGCCGCACCCAACGCUGCCGUUUCUGUGAUCUCUCUACGAUUUAUUUCUGUGAAGCGCAGCUUUAUAUUCAUUUAUGCCCGACUAUAUAAUGGGACGUCCAAAAAUUAAGGGAAAGUCAACAAGGCGUUCGUAAUGCUGCCACUUCGUGGGUCCCUGUCAAAGAAAAACUGUCUCUGCGAGUAGGGAAUAUCGCGAGCGGCGCGGACAGCGGGCGGCAAUGCGACGCAACUAAACGUAUGAAUAAAACGGGAAAUGACGACACUUCAGGUUUCAGGAGCGAACAUAAGAGCAUAGCGCGGUGGAGGGUUGGAGGAACUGGACAGACGGUGCGAGAAAAUGCGGCUCGGUGGAAUCAAGCGGCCUUUUUUUCGGAAACAUGCAUAAGGUGUUGAAAGACGAAGGGAUCAUGCGUUUAACGAGGUAAGAAGAAACACGAGUGUUUAGAAAACGGCGUCCGGAAAACAUUGGAAGGAACAAACAGAAAACUGGAAAGACAUCGGCAGAAAAGAAAGGCCUCUCACAACCAGCAUUUGUGCGAUCAUCGACGUCACCUGGAAAAGGGCGGCAACUAUCGCACGUCGAACUUCUCUCCUUGCCUGGUCUCCUAUUCUCACUGUGAUACUGUUAAUAGUUCUAUGUCACAACUGCAUACUGCCAUUUGCUAUUAUUUUUCCCACAAUCACUCCGUCAACAUUUUUACUCGGUUUCUUUGAAUAACGACGGACAAAAGUAUCCAAAAGUCAACAGUUGCUGGCUUGUCACGUUGUCAAGCUCGCCCAAACGAUCCUCGUAAUUAAGCAGAGUUCAGCUGUAAUGUUCUUCAAAGGAUAAUUCUAAUGAGGGAAGACGUCACAGGCCGCCGCAACUAUAUCGGGCUCCCUUGUUAUGUGAUUCAUUUGCGAGUUAAGAUGUAAACUGAUUCGGACCGAAGCCACUUCCAGUAAAAAUUGAGUCUUACGUAGCUCGGACUCUGUCCAGCCACUCUCGCUGCAAUGACUGACUUAUAUACCACGCGCUUAUGCCAUCUACCACGUCAGUUUUCGAGCUCAUACCACAGAAGUCCGGCAACGGUAACUGCCCCAACUCCCUUUGAGAAUAGGGUUUUAUUGCGGGAGCUUCUACGCAAAUCUGUCGACUGCAGAAUACGUUUUAAAACAGGCAAGUCAACAUUAAAUGCUCAAACAAUGGCAUCAGUUGUUGAACUCAGAUCACACGUGCGUACCAAAACAGGGAUCAGGAUGCGUAGCUGCCUCUUGAUGGCGUUACUGGUGGCCGCUACCAAGGCAAAUUUUUUGGAUAGUGAGAGUAGGAACAAAAGUGCUCUUCAAUUUCUUUGCCUAAACAAGAAACAAGAUUUUUUCAUGUGUUCCUCGAAGUCGCAAUGCAUUAACAAAAAGGCGGUCUGUGAUGGUGGCAAGGACUGUUCGGAUAACUCGGACGAGGAGGCGUGUCGUUGCGUUAACCGGAGCGAUUGCCCCAUGAGGCAAAAAUGCCAGAAAAACUUAGACUUGGCCCGAUCAGAGUGUAUUGACGACGUGCAGUGCCCCACGGGGAAGCAAUUCAACGGCGAGCAAUGCGAAGAUAUUGAUGAGUGCCAAGUAGAGAAAAACAUUUGCCCAAACAAUAGCUCGUGUGUGAAUUUCGAGGGCGGAUACACCUGCAUACAUUGUCCCAAAGGCUACAAACCAUACAUGCAUGACUGGCGAGACUUCAUCUCUGCGAACAAUUCGUUCAGUGAGCCACACGACGUUCUACGUGGUCUGUACUUGUGUGGCGAUGACAAUGAAUGCUCGAAUGCAGAUCAGUGUAGAGAGAUUUCUGGGAACAUAUAUGACCAAACGAGGAAAACGUAUUGCGUAAACCAGGUGGGAAAUUUCUCUUGUGAAUGUCCGCCAAACCAUGCGCGUGUAUACACUGAAUACAGUGAUGGAAGCGCAGACGAUGUAUGCCGCGCGAUAGGCGAUGUCCCACAAAUAGCAAUCGCUGAAAACUAUUCUAUCAGCCUGUAUGAUCUUCGUAGCAGAAAGCAGCUGAAGAAAAUCCCAGUGAAAGAGCAGGUGGUGGAUAUUGUCGCCUUCAGAGAAACAAUAUUCUACGCCUAUCCAGAACAAAUUUGGGAGUAUCAUAUGGCUAGCGAGUCACAUGUACUCCUUCUUGACUUCAGCAAGAAUGCAGAAUUCAGCAGUGAAAUUAAGCAGCUUGCCCUAGACUGGGAGAAUCUCCGAAUUUACUGUUUGACGGGUGAUGCUGUGGUCAUCGUAAAUCUUUCCGGUGAAGGCGGAAAGCUCUUUGAGCAUCGAGGAAACAUCUCUUCAUUAAUAGUUGACCCCAAUGCGCGAUACCUGUUCUAUUGCGAACACGGUUUCGUGAAACGGGCUCACCUCGACGGAAAUGUGUCCAGCCCUUCUAUUAUUUUCCAGGCUAUUCCUAGCGUUAAUGAUUUCCGAUACAAUAACGAAGAAACAUUAGCUCUCGACCCAAACCUACAAUAUUUGUAUUACAUCUACAACCGUGUCCUCUAUACCUUCGAUUAUAAAGGCGAGUACGCUGUGGUGCUCACUACGCAGGCUCCAUACAUUCGCCUGGAGCCGUUUGAGAAUCGCCUGUAUGCCAUAUACCAGUCAGGCGUAAAAGGACUUGUCAGCAUGCCCCGCAUCGGCUACUCAGUGGGAAAUUUGGAAAAUGGAGCCAGUGUGAUAGUAUUCUAUGAGAGCGCCCCACAUGCCAUAUUCGUUAUGCAUAGCUCUAAACAACCAUCGGGAUCUUCUAAUAGGCCCUGUACAAAGGAUGAGCAUGUGUGUAGCGAAAUGAGCUGGUGCUUUCCUCUACCAUCGGAAAUUACGCCCAGUUACCGUUGCUUGUGCGACCCUGCUCAUGAGUCAGGAACAGGAGACCAGCAUAACACAAAAAACAAGCGUAAUUGUAUCCCGCUAGAACUUCACCAACUGCGGCCUAAAAUUACUUCGGAUCCUGAUGACCUCGUUUCGGCUUCUAUCAGUCUAGCAGUAUCCUCUCACUUCGUUAAAGUUCCUAGCUGGGGUCGACCGUUUCACGUUAACCUCAUAAACAUUUUUACAUUCCUAGCAGUUUUCGUCAUUGGCAGAUUAUUUGAAUGAUGCAACUCUGGGUUAUUACUACAGAGAUAGCAAUGACGAAGAUUAUUGUUACUAUAUUUUUUUCUUUAGCGUUGCUAACGUAAAACAGACGGAAACACGAUUCUGCUGACUGCUAUCGUUGGAUUCGUCACUACAUUACUAUUCGUCGAUUUCCUUAGUGUCCGCACACAGAAGAAAAUCGCGGAAUGGACAACGUCUACCAACGAAUAUACGAAUUUAUAUAAUGCAUAAAGACAAAAAUAAAAAGAUAGACAGAAAUGAAAUUAUGUAACUGUUGUUGCGGGAGAAAGUAGCAGACGCCGGUAAACGCAAAGCAGACCCAUUGUUUGUAGCGUGGCUUUGCCAUCUCCUACCACGAUAGACAUAGUAGUGAUCUAAGCAUAUUUAUGUUGUACAUACAAACGACGCAGUAUCAUGUAAAUACUUCAUACUACUACAUUGGUAUAAUGGCGUAUUAUUGACAUAUUACCAUUAUUAUUAUAACUAGUAGUCACAAUGGGGCUGAACUGAGUAAAUCGGAGAAAUGGGCACAUCAAGUGUCGAGAAAAGUUAAAGAAAAGGACUGUACGAAGAUUAUUAUCAGUGCGAUGCUUCCUAUUUAGAUAAUGGAGGUGCUUGCUAUAACGGGGGGAUUUAUUUCUAUGAUAUCGCCAACAUUAUCUUUGCUAUUAUAAAGUCAAUAUGACGGGCAAUAUGGGAAGUUGACUGUUUAUGUUGCUCUGAAUACGACUGUAGUAAUGCAGUACUAUAUUAAACUUAUGUUGGUUGUGCAUGGUAUAACGUGUAGAGAUAUGAAGUUUCGUUAAGUUACCGGAGAUUCCUAAAAACAAAUUCUAUGAUACAUUACUUUUCUAGUAAAUCUAAAAAGCUACUAGUAGAACAUGAUGAUAGGUGCAGUAACGCAGAGGAACUGUUAAGGAAUUUGUGUCACUAAUGAGACGACGCCAUGAUUUUGCAGCUAUUUUAUUAUGAAUCCACGAAACCUCUUCGACUUUAAUACGCGACAAAUAUCAAUAAAAUCAAACGUCUCCACUAGUACUACAAUAAAGAUACAUGUUUUUCAUAUCAGCUC